AUGGGGCGUCGGCAGUUUGGGCACCGGACGGAAACCACGGCCGAGAACCAGGUGCGAUCGUGGAGGGUCCCGGGGGUGCCGCGCCAUUGGGACGCCGAGGUGGUCAAAGAGGUGCUGAUGGAGGCUGGCUUCACCCAGGUGGCGAUCACUUCGCGAAUGGUGCGCAAGGGCACCGCUACGUGGUUCGUGCGGGCCGCUGGCAAGGAGGAUCUGGCUUCCAUUUCGGUCUGCGAGGGUAAAGAGAACAUCGAGAUCUUCAUUUUGCCGGUGCAAGCAUGGCUUUCGGGAGCCGCUCAGGAAGCCAUGGAGACGGAUGAGACGGGCAAGGAGGUGCCGGCUGGGAAGAAGGCCAAGCUGGAACUUAGAGCGGUGCCUCCCGGGGUGACGCUCAAAACGAUGCCUAGGGAUGGCAACUGCCUGGCCCACGCCUUGGGGCAGGGACUCACUUAUUUGAAGCAGGACGUGAAACAGAGACCGGCGCGACUUGUCAGGGCGGAGCUUCAUGCUUACAUGGUGCGCUUCGCGGGCUUUUGGGACGGCCGCAACACCUCGGACGAGGAGGGCAAGCUGGCCACAUUCGAGGAGUACCUGCAGGAGAUGGCCGGGGACAGCAGGUACCUUGGUUGCCUGGAGCUGACAGCUGCCAGCCGUGCCUUUGACUUGACCUUGAUUGUGGUGCCGGUGGCUGCCGAGGACCCGCCGACGAUGCAUGGCUCGGGGUCGCGCACCCUGGCUCUGUGGUACCAUGGCGACCACUACGACCUGUUGCUGCCGGAGGACCGUGCAAAGGGCUACCGGCAAGUUUGCAUGGGGCCUGCGGCCCGUUGUGCGGAGGAGCCUGGGACCACCGAGGUGGCUGAGGCUGAGGACCUCGAUGACCUGCUGGAGGAGGAGAUUCCCGAAGCGCCGCCCCGGCCAUCACGGCGGCGGAACAAUGGUCAGGCGGAGCACACUCGCAAGAACCAUGCCGACGUUGCAGAUCGCUUCGGCAAGGCCGAGGCUCGCAUUGCUAUGGUUCCGUGGAGUCCGGAAUGUAUCUGGAAGUGCCGCGUCGAGGGCUGGGCAUGA
Symbiodinium necroappetens is the source of this 1068-nucleotide messenger RNA. Lineage: Eukaryota; Dinophyceae; Suessiales; Symbiodiniaceae. The record is from the annotation of a GenBank genome assembly.